Molecule: messenger RNA, 426 nt
Organism: Puccinia graminis f. sp. tritici CRL 75-36-700-3
Lineage: Eukaryota; Fungi; Basidiomycota; Pucciniomycetes; Pucciniales; Pucciniaceae
Exons: 5
Coding region: 1-426 (141 amino acids)
Source: RefSeq, a predicted model, not a curated record
AUGGUCAACAUCUUCACCAAAGUGAACUCCAGAAAAUUUGAUUACUCCAAACCCAAUGAUAAUGCUGCAAGGAUUGAUUGGUCAAGAUCCUCCAAUUUUGUGGAGAUUUCAGAGCUGAGACAAGGCUGGCUGGAGAUUAGAGCUGCAAUUCAGGAUUUUGAAUGCUGGUGCAACCCUGAGCAUUAUGAAUUGUUUUACAAACUAAAGGAUCUCCUACAUUUCUUGAAGAGGAUGGUUCAGGUAAGGUUAUAUGACAUACCAAAACAAGAACAGAUUGAAUUACAUGGCGACUUACUUCUUGAUGUUAGAAAGAAGGUGUCAAAAGAAUUUCCCGAGUAUUGGGAUAGUUUAGAAACAAAGCUGGUCACAUUUCAAAUUGAUGAUCACUUUAAAGAUUACUUUGAGAGUGAGAUUGAAGCCCAAUGA